GCAGCGGCCUCGCGGCGCCUUGGAGGCCCGGGCCCCACCGGCCCCGCCGCGAGCCCCAUCCCGGGCUGCACCCUUGCCGCGGGCGGUGCGCCUGUCCUUCUUUGGCCACGCGGCAGCGGCGGAGCCGGCGCGUCCUCCCGGGCCGCCCCCACGGGCGUCAGAGGGAGGCGGGCGCCCCGCGCGGUGACGGCGACGCCCGCGGCCCCCGGAGCGCUCCGCUUGCUGCCGCCGGAGAGGCCGGUGACCUCUCUGCCGCCCCGCCUCGGAGGCUCGGAUGGCUCAGGCGAAGAUCAACGCCAAAGCCAACGAGGGGCGCUUUUGCCGCUCCUCCUCCAUGGCCGACCGCUCCAGCCGCCUGCUGGAGAGCCUGGACCAGCUGGAGCUCAGGGUUGAAGCUUUAAGAGAAGCAGCAACUGCUGUUGAGCAAGAGAAAGAAAUCCUCUUGGAAAUGAUCCACAGUAUCCAAAAUAGCCAGGACAUGAGGCAGAUCAGUGACGGAGAAAGAGAAGAAUUAAAUCUGACUGCAAACCGUUUGAUGGGACGAACCCUCACCGUUGAAGUUUCAGUAGAAACAAUUAGAAACCCCCAACAGCAAGAAUCCCUAAAGCAUGCCACGAGGAUCAUAGAUGAGGUGGUCAAUAAGUUUCUCGAUGAUUUGGGAAAUGCCAAGAGUCAUUUAAUGUCACUCUACAGUGCAUGUUUGUCUGAGGUGCCACCUGGGCCUGUUGAUCAGAAGUUUCAGUCUAUAGUAAUUGGCUGUGCUCUUGAAGAUCAGAAGAAAAUUAAGAGAAGAUUAGAGACUCUGCUUAGAAAUAUUGAAAAUUCUGACAAGGCCAUCAAGCUUUUGGAGCAUUCUAAAGGAGCUGGUUCUAAAACUCUGCAACAAAAUGCUGAAAGCAAAUUUAAGUAGUCUUGAAACCUAAGGGCUUCUAUUGAAUUGAUGAUUUAAAAAUGAUAAAGAUACUAUUUUAAUCAUAACUAGUUCUUUGUUAGGUAUAACCACUUAUUUGAUACAGUUGUUUCAGAUGAGGAAAAUACUCCAGUGUUACCAUUUUGCAAAUAACAAUUAAAAUUUAAAGUAUUUUAAUUAUCUAGAAGUUUUUAGAUUGAAUUCUUGUCUUGUACUAGGACUUAGCACUAUGUAUUUUACUAUUUUGUGGAUGAAUACACACUAUGUCAAGAAAAAUGUGUUCAGCCAAGGGUGAAAGCAUUCCUGGACUUUGUCGGGCAUGGAAACACACGGGCACAUGAGCAUUUAGUUAGCUAGAAAUUCUUUAUCCUAACCAGCACACAUGUAUGUGUACACACACACACACACAGUACCAUGCAAAUACUAAUUACUAUACCUAGCGGGAUGAAAGAAAUCACAAAAUAAGGACUUUUGCCUGCAUCUAUAACAGAUUACUUUCAAGAUUUAUGAAUCUCAUGAUAUGAAUGUAUUUUGUAUAUACAUGGCAACAUAUGGGGAAAAAAUCACAUUGUACCUCAGUUGAACAAUUAUGUAUCUACUUGAUCUCUCAAAUGCAUUAUUUCUCUAAAAUUUCACCUUACCUUUUUUUCUUUAAACACUAUGAAGUCUGCUUAACUGCAGCUUAAAAAGCUC
Messenger RNA from Sciurus carolinensis (gray squirrel), 1603 nucleotides. RefSeq names its product BAG cochaperone 2 (gene Bag2). The record is from RefSeq and is a predicted model, not a curated record. The coding region runs from base 275 to 910 and encodes 211 amino acids. NCBI's taxonomy places the organism in Eukaryota, Metazoa, Chordata, Mammalia, Rodentia, Sciuridae. The transcript is spliced from 3 exons. Gene Ontology annotation, molecular function: protein-folding chaperone binding; adenyl-nucleotide exchange factor activity. Gene Ontology annotation, biological process: protein stabilization.